AUAUGAUGGCAUCCCAAACUACUCUUGAUGAGAAAUUCUUGGAGUUUGUAAACGCAAAGCGAACACGCCAUAAACCAAACGCCAAGAUCCACAAGGUUCCAGAGAAUCUCCGAAAUAAAAAUAAUCAUGACAAGUAUUACUCACCCAGGGCGGUGUCAAUAGGUCCCAUCCAUCAUGAAAAUAAAAAUCUCAAGAUAGGAGACACCUAUAAGUUUACUUUGGCAGCAAAAUACGUCCGAAACACCCCAUACACUCCACAAUUUCUAUACAAAAAAAUUUUCGAUAACAUUUCUGAACUUGAGGGUCUUUUUGCCGAAGAUGUUUUAGUUUUAGCCAAUAACGCAGAAUCUCUACAAGGCUUCGGCAGCCUUGAAGAAAAGCUGUCAUGGCAGUUAUUCGUGGAUGGAUGUUUUUUGCUGUACCUUAUGGACGAUGGCAAUACUCAACUUAAUGAUGAUGAAGAGGUGCCUUUUAAGGGUACUCAUCUUUUUGAUCUUGCGAUGAACGAUGUGUUUUUGUUGGAGAAUCAGCUUCCAUAUUUAGUACUGAAGCUGUUGUGGAAAACUGACAACGAGAAGGAAUUGAUAAAAACUAUGGUGAAAUUUCUCAGAUAUAAUAUUUUGUACAGACCAUACAUGGAUUUACCGAAUGAACCAGAACCACCAAUUCAUCUUCUUGAUCUUCAGCAAAAAUUCAUCCUCACAAAAUCUGAUCCAAAGAUGAAGAAACAAAGUGGUAAAUACAACCUAGAGUCGUUGAAUGCAUACAGGAACAUAGAAGAUCUAACCGCAAUAGGAAUAAAACUUAAAUUAAGCAGAACAGAAAGGCCAUUCGAUGUAGAUUUCUCGGAGGGUUGGUUUUCUGCCGAAUUGACUCUUCCUGAGAUUGUUUUGAAUGAUACCACAAUUGGUGCUUUACUGAACCUGACAGCGUAUGAGAUGUGUUCACCUUUAGAGAACGACGGCGAAAUAUGUUCAUUUGUGGUUUUCAUAAACUCCCUCAUUGUCCAUUCUGAAGAUGUAAAGAAAUUAAGAUCAGAGGGUAUUUUGAGGAAUUUCAUAGGGAGAGAUGAGGAAGUUGUUGAUCUUUUCAACAUCAUACGUACUGACUUGCUUUAUUACCCAGAUAUAUAUGGUGAAAUUACAUAUAAAAUACAUGAGCAUCGCUUUAAAAAAUGUAAGAUUUGGUUAGCGUUGGCUUAUCGCACUUAUUUCAGCAAUCCUUGGGCUAUCAUUGGUUUCUUUGCUGGGGUUAUUGCACUUGUUCUCACAUUCCUUCAAACAUGGUUUUCCAUUUACCCGCGCUAGCUAGCUCAUUAUAUAUGGUUUGUUGUGGUAUUUCUUUAAUCACUUAUUGAGUCUUCACCAUUAGUAUCUCAAAAAAGAAAAGUGUCUUUUGCAUUGUAUUAUGUAUUGACUUAUUGUUUGUUUUUUUAAGAGGUGUGUGGUUAAA
Vicia villosa (hairy vetch) is the source of this 1452-nucleotide messenger RNA. RefSeq names its product UPF0481 protein At3g47200-like. Lineage: Eukaryota; Viridiplantae; Streptophyta; Magnoliopsida; Fabales; Fabaceae. Bases 3 to 1307 code for a protein of 434 amino acids. The record is from RefSeq and is a predicted model, not a curated record. The transcript has 2 exons.